AUACUACUAAACAUUCACACAAUGCACAUAGUCCACCAUGUUGGAAUUCAAUUUCAUUCAUUUGAUUGCCUUAAAGAUGAUAUUUGUAGUCAGGAAGGAGCUGUAGGUCUCGCAGGAAAGCUAGAAGAGAGGAGAACCACAUCUAAACACUUGUAAAUUCUACUUUUGUAGAGGUUAUAACUUGAGCAGAUCCUGGAGGGAAAAGUCUCCCUGGAUAAAUGAACCUGCCAGUGGCAAUGCAUGUUUAUAUUUAUCUGUUGGUCAGUACAGAUAUUUGCAUGUUACACUUGUACACACAUACAUCCAUACAUACAGGGUAAAAAAAAAACAUAGCGGUGGAGACAUUCUGCAUGUGUAGCGUCACUUCAGCUGUAAAAUGGACUAAAUCUGCGAACUCAAGAUCUCACUUUCACAAGGUGACAGUUUCAUUGAAUGUACUUACUGUCAGACGUGACUUUUUUUCUUUUUUUACAUAUUCUUUCUCUGACUUCAUACGUGUGUACGUCCUUAAACCAGUCACCACAUGUUUUUGAGCUGUCCAUCACAGAGAGUCUUAGGGCAGCUUAAACCAUUGGUAGAACAUUGUUUGUUUCCAAGCUUUGUGUUCGUGACCACAUAGACACCCUCGUUUCACUUAUUCUUGAUCUGCAUUGACAAGCAGGUUUAACGUAGAGAUGUCUCUUCUGUCCACUGAGAUAUUGGGCAGCUGCGCUGUCAGUCUCCCAGCCACAGAUGACUGAGGCGUCACUGGGAAUUGACCGUGUGGAAAGCGGAAAUGCAUCGAUUAUAUUAUACAGCAGUUAUUUCUGGUCCACUAAUUUGAUAGGAUGAACAGUGUUCAGAGAGUGCUUAUAUCUACUAUAAACAUACUGGCAGGUUUCACUGUGUGCAUAACUCCACUUGACUGUGUUCGUCACGUAAAAAUUUCAAUUCUAACAACAGUCCCACUGAAACCAUUACAACAGUAGAGUUAGGUACAUCAUCAGCAGACCUGGCAAACGAUACAUUUCUUCUGAAUAUGACUCCUGGCUUAACAUAUGAAAGCUUGUCAGAUGAAGAUGAACAGGAAGAAGGGAAACCAGUUUCACCAGAUGUACCUUUAACAGGAAUGUACAAAUCAUUGUGAGCUAACUAGCCAACUAGACGAAGGGCUAUUAGUGAGUGUGGCUGCUUUGGGAUCUAUUUCCGUUCGCGGAGCCUUGCAUAUAUUCAGUAUAACCGCACUCUUGCUUGUGUGAUAUUGCUUAAUUAUAUUAUAUAGUAUUAUAUUAUAUUGGAAAUGUACUAUUUGGUAUAAUUUUAAAGGAGUCAUUUCAUGAUUUUUAAUGUUUUCCUUUUGUUUGGGAGUGUAAUGUAUCUGUGCAUGUGUAAGCUCUACAAAGUCCCAAAGCUCAUAUUUUCCCGCAAAGGGAUUUAUUCUGUCUAACAGAGAACACCUGCUCCAGACCUGCCCAAAAUGCGUCGUUUGAAGUCCAGAUUUACUCCGUAAUUUCUCUGUCAGUGUGCGCACUAUCAGUGUGAUCCCGCCCAAAGACAGCCAUGAAGAAAGAAGGUGAGGCUUCAGUGAAUUCAGGCGCCAUGUCGUGGAAACGCUGUGUGUUGUGGUGCAAAAGCAAAAAAACCCUUUGUUUAGCCUUCCGAAAACGGAUGAAAUUCGGAAUCAGUGGUUAUUGUUUACUUAUAACGCUCUUCUUGAGUAGUACAACCCAAACGUUUGCUUGUGCACAGCGCAUUUUACGGAGGACCGCUUCCUGAACCUGGGCGAGUACAAGGCAGGCUACACACAAAGCUACUCCUGAAAAGCGGGGCGAUACCCACUUUGCUCGGACAAUCUUGCGCUUCUGAAUCAGAACCUCAAAUGGUGAUGAGCCUGCGUGUCUCUGAACUGCAAGUACUCCUAGGAUACGCUGGUCGCAAUAAGCACGGAAGAAAGCACGAACUAUUGACCAAAGCACUCCACUUGCUGAAGGCUGGCUGUAGUCCCGCUGUACAGAUGAAGAUCAAGGAGUUGUACCGCCGCCGCUUCCCCACAAAAAUGGUGUCCCCGACAGACCUCUCUCUCCCUGGGGUCCACUCCACAACAGGUGUAGCAUCCGCAGGUUUACCUGCGAGCCUCGCCCAACUUGGGUUUGACAGCCAUGGCGCGCCUUCGCCUCUGCUGCCUGUCUCACUCCUGGGGCCAAAGCAUGAGCUGGGCCUUCCACACCUGUCUUCUGCCCUGCAUCCUGUCCAUCCAGACGUCAAGCUUCAGAGGCUUCCUUUCUACGACGUGCUGGAUGAACUGAUCAAGCCCACCAGCCUGGUUCUUCCUUACUAUAAGCAGUUUAAAUUGACCUCAGACAACAAUCAGAGGUUUCAGGAAACGUGCUUUGCAUUUGCGUUGACGCCACAGCAAGUCCAACAGAUCAGCAGCUCAAUGGACAUCUCUGGGACCAAAUGUGACUUUUCAGUACAAGUUCAGUUAAGGUUUUGCUUAUCAGAGACAAGUUGUCCUCAGGAAGACCAUUUCCCACCAAACCUCUGUGUGAAAGUGAACGGAAAGCCCUGUAACCUCCCCGGCUAUCUUCCUCCAACUAAAAAUGGAGUAGAGCCAAAAAGACCAAGCAGGCCCAUCAACAUUACCUCUCUGGUCCGUUUAUCCACAACAGUCCCCAACACUAUUGUGGUAUCUUGGACGUCAGAAAUCGGCAGGAGUUAUUCCAUGGCAGUGUACCUCGUCCGACAGCAGUCCUCUUCAGUAUUGCUGCAGAGACUAAGGUCGAAAGGCAUCAGGAACCCAGACCACUCAAGAGCACUCAUCAAAGAGAAGUUGACAGCUGACCCUGACAGUGAGAUUGCUACCACUAGUCUGAGAGUCUCCCUUCUCUGUCCGCUGGGGAAGAUGCGGCUGAUGGUUCCGUGCCGAGCGCUGACCUGCUCACACCUGCAGUGCUUUGACGCUACACUCUACAUCCAAAUGAAUGAGAAAAAACCCACCUGGGUGUGUCCAGUCUGUGACAAGAAGGCCCCAUAUGAACACCUCAUCAUCGAUGGGUUGUUCAUGGAGAUCUUAAACAGUUGUGUAGACUGUGAUGAGAUCCAGUUUAAGGAGGAUGGUAGCUGGGCACCUAUGAUCUCCAAAAAGGUGGUGCAGGAGGUGUCUGCUUCAUCCAACGGCUUAGACGGUUCAUGUCGACCAGUGCUAUCUGAGCACAAAAACAGUUCAUCACACACCAGCAGUAGCAACAAUAAAAAAGUGGAAGUGAUUGACCUUACACUGGACAGCUCCUCAGAUGAUGAUGAUGAUGACGAUGAUGAUGAUGAAGAACCUCCUCCUAAACGAGCAUGUCCAUCUCUUUCACCCACCUCACCACCAGUCACUAAAGGGGUGUUGAAUCUUCACCAUCAGGCAUCUCCAGUGACGCGAGCUCCGAGCAUGCCAGCAGUGGAGACAAAUUACAUUCCCCCUCCACCUCCUCUCAUUCAGGACUACCGCCACUAUUACCACACGCCCAGUGACCUGUCAGAUCUGAAUUUCUUUUCAUUUUUACCAGGGGAAAAUCAUCCGCAUUACAACAUGGUAAUGGCAGCAGCAGCCGCAGCAUCUGCCUCGGCGUCAACAUCAGACGAUCAUGAGCUCCUCCGCUUCUUGCCCUAUAACUCCUCACAGCUGUACCUUGAGCAAGCAGGCACGGCGCCGAGCAGUUCACUGGCACCACCCAAUGGCAGCGCGGGCAGCAGUAGCAGCCUGCGGGACAGCCAUGGGCACAGCAGUGUGUCCCGCUCACGGUCAGACACAGCUGCCUCAGUCAUAUACGGCUCCAUCCCUGACGUCAUCUCACUCGACUGAGCACACAGGCACAGCAACCCAAAGACUGGCAAGACGGGCUAUCUGCACCUUCCAUGGGAGACAAGAGAAGCUUGGUGCGCUUCAGAGGAUUUAGAGACGAACGAGACAGAAGGAAAAGAGGGGUGGGGGGAAAAAAGAGGACAAAUACCUUUGUAAAAAAAAAAAAAAAUGAAAAAGAUAACGCUGUACAGAGAAGAAAUAUCUAUUUUCAGUUUUACUUUUGUAUAUAAACAAUAGGACGCUGCCUGCCCAGUGAGUGACUUCAGUUCAUAUUUUUUGUGUGAAUACUGAAGGUGUUUUUUCACUUCUCCAUGUGCUGUCCCUUGACUUAAACUUAUUCUAUAUCUUUUAUACUCUUUUUGCUAUUUUAUUUCACCUCAAACACUUAUUUCAAUCCCAGUCAUUUUGAUCUUUUUUGAGGGGUCAGUAUGUUAUUUAAUGACACUUUGUUGUGCAGGUAAUUUAUGAUGCUUUUAAGUUAUAUAGUUUGUAUGCUGUAUAAAAGCAUUUCCUGAUGCCAUUACAGGAUCUAGCCACGAGGCACGCUCAGAACGGCAGACAACUCUUAUUCCAGCUUUGCAUAUACCUCCAUCUAGCUCUCAAUAAAGUAUGCGAAAGAUAAUUUUUUUUUUUCCCAGAUAUUUAUGCAGAGAUCAUGUUGCACACGUCUCCCAACUUAUGAAACUAAAUAUUAUUAUGCUAAUUAUUUGAGGAUAAGUAGUUUGCUAUGAGUAAUUUAUCAACUGGGGAGAUAUGUAAUUGAAGGUUUGGUACUAUAGUGUGAUGCAUUUAUGAAGUGAAUCAGUUAACCUAAGAAGUAUAUUUAGACGUCAUGUAGCUGCAGGACAUUGUCCAUGAUGCGUCAUCUAAGUUUGUGUUUAAACUAAGGAUUUUCUGUUGUAACAGAAGACUAAUUGAGGUCUAGUGGUCUGGCCACCUUCAGUUUUUAUGAAACAAUGAAAUUAGAUCUUAAUUCAAACUAUCAUGAGCCAGACAUUGGGAAACAAAAAUGUUGUUAACGAUUCUGUUGUGUAUGUUGAUUAGACUGAACAAAGCUGCAUUACAGUACAGUGAUCAGAGUUUAAGAGCAAUGACACGGGUACCAGGAGGUAGUUAGCACCCAUUACAUCCAGUGUUGGUACCUGCUGUUUCCUGCAUUAAGUUCUGUUCAAAAGCUGUCACGUGCGGCUCUUCUACAGCGUCACGUUUUCAGGACUGUGAUAAUCAUCUCUUUGAAGGGAUAGAUUAACAUUUUGACGAUUGAUAUAUUUUGUUACUUAUAGUGUGUGUGUGUAUAUAUAUGUAUGUGUGUGUGUGUGUGUGUGUGUGUGUAUGUAUAUAUAUAUAUAUAUAUAUAUAUUAUAUAUAUAUAUUAUAUAUAUAUAACACACACUGACGAUCGGGUCAUAACAGCUUGAGAGGGAAAAAAUUCCAGAUUUUUUUAGCCAAUACAUAAACACUGAUCUUUAUUAAUAUUUGGAUCUAUGAUCUACAUGUACAUGCAUAAGAACUUGAUCUUUGGACCUAUUUUCCAACCAAAUCAACUAUUUAAAAAUCUGGUGCACACUCUUUUAUUAUUAUUAUUAUUAUUAUUAUUGGCUUAGCAGAGUUUGCUUUUCAAACUGUUGUAAAAGUGUUGCCUUGUUAUAUCGCUGGUCCUAUAGAUCUUCCUUUGGCAUGCAGAAACCUAAAAAUAGGUUUCUGCAUACUGGCAUUACCUUAAUUAGAAAGGAAGGUUUUAAUUGUCAGAAUGCUUAACUAUCCUUUUAAGUGACCUUUUGAGUUUUAUUUAAAUGUUUUUCCUGGUGAGAUCACAGCCACAUCAUCUUCGUCACCCCCUCCCCUCACGCUUUGAUUUUUUUUUUUUUUAAAUUUUUUAUUUGUUUUUUUUUUUUUUAAACUGAAUUUAUUUAUUUUUAAUCUAUAUAUUUUUUAGUAUUUGUUUGACAAUUAUGCUUUACUGUCAUCGUACAUUUAUUUCAAUAUUAAUUAUUUAAAACACAUCUUGUUUUUCGUCCUCGUGUUCCAUGUUCUGUCAUAUUGAUUUAUGUCUGUUCUGUACUUUGAUUCCAUCUCCAGAAUCUAUGGUGUUGUCAGAUUUGACUAUUUCAUUGCAAUUAAACACUUAAACGAUGAAAGCCAGCUGAGUGUGGACGAACUCUGGCUCAAUUGUUAAGACCCCUUAAGAAAUGAUAUGAUCGGCUCAUCAUAGAAUUUAUUUAGCCACUGAUUCAUUAUGCACAGCCAUUAUUACUUGUAUAAAUGUAAGCUUUCAUCAAAACAUAGACGUUGACUGUAGACGCUAUCUACUAUUUCAUAUAGGCCAACAUUUAUGCAUGUAGUACAUGCUAAUUAAACUCAUUAAAUUAAAAAAUAUAUGUGCACUGAGGGACCAUGACUUGAUCUUGAGAAUUGUUCAUGAAGAAAGUCGGCACUGGAAAAUUCAUUUUGGUGAGGCAUUAGAUUACACUGAACUUAAGCCAUGAAAAUGAAGUAGUCCAUAUCUAGAUUCAGGUAGAAGCACUGUUGUUUAUUUUUUUCUAAAGAAUUGGCACACAGUGCCAUACUCGACUGACACUUAAACCGUUUCCAGACAGAAUCCUACCACUAGACAACUUAACCCAUUUUAGCUGUACUGGUAAGACUGGUGUGCAUGAGAGCUCUCUGCCUUAAAUUCUUGUAUUAUUUUUAUCAUGAAAGAAAUCAUUAUGUAUAUCAAGCCACUAUCAGUUUGUACAAAACAUCAAAUUAUUUAUUUGAUUUGGGAUACAUUGUUUGCCUAAUGAAUGUUAAUUGUUUAUGUAGAGAGUGGUUUAGCUGUAAUAAAACACAUGCAACUA
Messenger RNA from Ictalurus furcatus (blue catfish), 6669 nucleotides. It is a transcript of the gene pias1b, whose product is annotated as protein inhibitor of activated STAT, 1b. Lineage: Eukaryota; Metazoa; Chordata; Actinopteri; Siluriformes; Ictaluridae. Gene Ontology annotation, biological process: protein sumoylation; regulation of transcription by RNA polymerase II. Gene Ontology annotation, molecular function: SUMO ligase activity; transcription coregulator activity; zinc ion binding. The coding region runs from base 1859 to 3829 and encodes 656 amino acids. The record is from RefSeq and is a predicted model, not a curated record. The transcript is spliced from 15 exons.